UGUUACCACCCGUUGAAGUAGCGGGUUGGUAUGGGUGGCRGGGAUCGCCCGCGAGAUUGGGGUGACCGACGUGAUCGGUACAACGAUGAAGGAAGACGCGGUCGAGAUAAUGGCGACCGCCAUCGGACGCAUGAGCAUGAGGCACGUGAGCGGCAACCGGAGUUCUCCAAGCCCGUACGGAGAUUGCCUCCAGUUUGCUUUGGCUGUAAGGUACCUGGUCACUACAGAAGCGACUGUUGGAGAUUUUGGGCCGAUGCUGAUACUAGGAGUCAAGCAGAGCAGGAUGGCUAUAUCUGCCCUCCAGAGUUCGAGAGACGUGGCCGCUCGACAUCACCAAGAAAAAAUUAUGGAGCAACUGUAUACCGCUCACCGUCGGUAGACUCGAAGAGUACUUCGAAAUUGGAGGAACUGGGCGAGAGUAUCGCAAGCCUAAAGGAACUCAUUGACCUCGAGAAGGUGAGGCAUGUGGAGAAGGAAAGGAAAAGACUGGCUAAGGAGGAGAUUAAGAAACGGGAGAUGGAAGCACGUCAACGGGAGGAGGAGGAGCGCCUAGCGGAGGAGGCUCGUUGCAUGAGGAAGUUAGAGAAGCAAAGGAAACGUGAGGAGGAGCAAUUGGCAAUGACCAAAGCGGUUGAAAUGCAGCUGGCGGUACGACUGGGCAAGAUCCAUGAGGACAUAAAAAAUGAAGUUCGAAAAGUUGUCGAGAAAGGGAAGGAGAAAAUGAAGUUACCUUCCUCUUCGGGAACGACAAACAAGCCAAAUGAGGUCGAGGCGAUCACAACCGCUACAAAGAAUCUGGCCAUCGCAGAAAAACGGAAGCGGGGCGAAGUUACUGCGGUGGGAGACAGUCCGCCAGUUGCCACACCUGCAAAGAAGACUAACUAGAGAUCAGGGAUCCGACAUCUGCGUUUCUCCGAGCGUCCACAUCGGACACGUACACGGAGUAAUCGAAGACUGGUGCGUGCUACACCUGCGAAGGCCAUAACCGCGAUCAAGCCGCCUGUUCGGAACCUGGCGAUGGAGCGGUUAAUGUUUUUGGAUAAAAAACGGCGAACGCU
This is a messenger RNA of Chara braunii, 1058 nucleotides long. NCBI's taxonomy places the organism in Eukaryota, Viridiplantae, Streptophyta, Charophyceae, Charales, Characeae. The record is from the annotation of a GenBank genome assembly.